AUGGCGCCCGGCGCGCCGUCGCAGCCGCAGCCGCGGUCGCGGUCGCAGCCGCACUCGCAGGCGCAGGCGCAGGCGCAGGCGCAGCCGCACCACCAGCAACAGGCAACCAUCGCCACGCUCAGCCCGGAGCAGAAGACCCGGGUGCACGCCCUGUUGACCGGGCUUCGCUGGCUGCGCGACUCGUACUUCUUCCCGUCCGCCCGGGCACCGGGGGGCCUUCUCCUCCGGGGCCCAAGCGACCAGCCGCCCGGGGACGGGUCGGCCGCCGGCCACACGAGCGACCUCUGCUCGCUGCCCGGCCCCGGGCAGGAGACCGAGCACUAUGCUGUGGCCGUGGCCAUCCUCCAGGAGGCGCUGUCCCUGCUGGAGAAGUUUCCGAAUUUCUUCCCCCACCUGUCGGCCACCCGGUCGUCCUCGUCGCAGCUUCUGCGCGAUCUCCACUGCGGGGCCCUGCUGCUGACGUGCGCGCGGCUGGCUACCACCACGCACCGGCGCCUGACGUGCCGGCACGGGACCCCGGCCGGGGCGUACUUCGCCCCGGACGCCGGGGCCUGCGCACUGGUGUUGCACAUUCGCCAGCGGGCCAUCCCGGCACCGGCGGCGGCGCCGCUGCCCGGGCUGCCGGCCCCGGGCGCCGCAUGCCCCGGCCCCAGCGCCGCGGCCCUGCUCACCCAGGUCCUGGCCACGUCCGGCGAUGUGACGGCCCUGGUCCGGCAGCUGACCGAUGUGACGGCCUCCUUCGCCACCAGCGACCUGUCCCUCAUCGAGGGCAUCAUGCUGGCCAGCCUGGACUCGCUGCUCAAUCUGGCGACGCUGCCCGUCCAGGUGGACGCCAAGGCCCGGUCCGGCUUGGUGCCCCUGCGCUUUGAGCCCUUCGCCCUGUUGGCCGUCCUGAGCCCGGGCUUCGUCGAGGCCGGCUCCUGCAUGGAGUUGAGCUCGGUGGCCGAGCGCGUGUCGGCCGGGCGCUUCUUCUUGGCGCUGAUCGAGGCCCUGCUGCUGGGCCGGCCGGAGGCCGAGGCGGCCGCCGGCGGGCUGGCCGGCGGGCUGGCCGGGUUCUUCGGCCAGCCGGACCCGGCGGCCGCCGGGCCGGGGGUCCCUUCGGCCGAGCCGGGGCCCGGCGACGCGGCGGACCUGCUGGCGGCCGGGCAGCCGCCGGGCUUCAGCAACCCGGCCUACUUGACCUUCUUCCUGCCGGUGGUGUGGACCGUGGUGCAGUCGGUGUGCGCGGCGGCCGGGCUCUUUCUCGGGCCGUGGCCGGACGCGCGGCGGCUGCUGGUCCAGCCGCUGGCCGGGCCGGCGUCGGUGUACGGGGUCCCGCGGCCCGGGGCCGGCGGCCCGGCGGCCGGGCUCUGGCAACUGGACUGCGCGUCGGGGCUGGACGAUUUGCUGGCUCGGCUGGCCUUUGCCGAGGGGUUCUUCGACUUUGCCCGGCGGGUGUGUGCCCUGUCGGUGUCGGGCCGGCUGGCCCCCGGGGACACCGGGGCGGCCCUCGGGCAGCUGGCCUGCACCGUGGCGGCCUGGCUGUGCGAGGAUGGCCGGUGGCGGGUGGCGCUGGCCGGGGCCCGGCCCGCCGACCGGCCGGUGCUGCACCGCCAGCGUCUGGCCGCCCGGCGAGCCGCCACCCGGCUGCUGGAAUGGCUGCUGGCCGCCGAGCGGGCCGGGCGCCUGGUCCUGCCCCGGGCGUCCGGGGUGGAGUUCGCCCUGGCGACCCUGUGCGCCGGGCUGAGCGCCGGCCUGGAGCCGGCCGGCGGCCCGGAGCCCGAGCCCGAGGACCAGGAUGUCGGCUGGGUCGGGCGGCUGGGCCUGCGCCGGGGGGCCGGCGGCCGGGACCCGACGGCCGAUGCGCUGGCCGCCUUCCUGGCCGUCGGGCGCUUUGCCGGCCGGUAUGUCCAUGCGGCCGGCGAGGCGCCCUCCAUCUUCCUGCUGUCGGCCUUCGUGCGGGCCGGCGUGGCGCUGGCCGGCGCCCCGGAGCCGGGUGGCGUUGGGUCGCCCGGGCCGGCGUGCCCGGCGGCCGGGUCGCCGGCGCCGGCGCCCGCGCCCCCGCCCGCCCCCGCGGCCGGGCUCUUCCCCAUGCUGGCGGCCCUGUCCGAGGCCUUUGUCCGGUACUUUGACCGGUGCACCUGCCCGGGGCCGGGGUCGGGGCCGGCCGCCGGCGACCCGGCCCCCGGCAAGCGGCCCUGGCUGCCCCCCGGCCACGGGUCGCCAGGUCGCAAGCGGCCCCGCGCCUCGGGCCCGGCUGCCCAUCCGAUGGUGGUGGACAUGCUGGGGGCCGGCGCGGUGGACGACGGCCCGGCCAGCACGCCGACCCCCUCGCAGGACGCCUGGCACCAGGCGGCCGCACCGGCAGCCGGUGCGGCCGCGGCGCCCUCCCCCUCGACGGUGGCCACGACGACCACGGCCGCGACGAUGGCGGCCAUGGCAGCGGGGCUGUCGUGCUCCCCGCUGGCGGGCGUGUCGGCCGCGGCCGGGCCGUUCGAGCCGCGGACGCCCUCGAGCCCGCUGCUGCGGCUGCUCGGCGGCCAGGCCCCGGGGGGGGCCGUGUCCGGGGCCAGCCCGGGCCUCGCCACCCCGGGCGACCGGUCGCCCUCGCUGAUGUCGGCCCUGAGCGGCUUCUCCUGGACCAUUGCCAUUCUCAAUCAGCUGGACGCCGGGGGGUUCGCGUGGCCGGGCGACCCGGCGCCCGGGGUGUCGCCGGUCCACUUUGCCGGGGGCAUCUUCGCGUCAUGCCACUCGGCGGUGGAGGGGUGCCCGGGCGGCCGGCGGCCGGGGCGCCGGCUGGCCGACGCGUCCAUGCGGAACAUCGGCCCGGCGGCGUUGGGGCUGUGGCUGGCGCUGCUGCGGCGCCUGGCCGGCCGGCCGGCCGGCCCCCCCCCGGGCAGCGAGGCCUCCAUGACCCCGGGGUCGCCCGGGCCGAGCCGGGCCGGGCCGGACCGGGCCGGGCGCGAGCUGGCUCUGGCCCUGUGGGCGGCCGGCCUGGCCGGCCUGGCCUGGGGCCGGGUCGAUGGCUCCGGCGAUCCCGGGCCCUGCCCCUGCGGGGGGUAUGCCCUGCUGUGGCGCCCGGGCGCCGCCAUGGACACGGUGCUCGGCCUGCGGGUGCCGGCAUCGGUCGAGGUGGCGGCCCUGGUCCGGGAGCUGGGCCCCGGGGCCGGGGCGCCGGUUGUCGUGGUCCCGGCCGGGGCGCCGGGGCCGGUGCCCUGCCUGGAGUUCCGGCUGCUGGGGCUGGGUGCGGCCUGUGGGGAGAUCCGCGCGCUGGCCGCCGGCCCCGGGGCCUCGCGGGCCAGCCUGCUGCUGGAGCCGAUCGAUGCCUGGUCGUCGUCGGCGGCCGGGCCGCUGGCCGGGCCGCUGGCCCGGGCCUUUGUCGAGCUUCUGGCGGCCUUGGGGGACGCGCGGCCGGCUGCCUCGGACGGCCUGCUGGCCGCGGUAUCCGACAGUGUGGCCGGCUUCCUGGGGGCAGCCGUGCGCGAAGCGCGCGCGGCCCUGGACUCGCCUGGGCCCGGGGCCCGGGCCCGGGCCCUGCUUCGCCAGGUGGGCAGCCUGCUCCGGGCGGUGGUGGCCCUGGCCCGGGGGGCCGCGGCGGCUCCGCCCCGGGCCGGGGUGUCCCUCUGUCGGGUGGCCACCCUGGCCGUGGAUGCGGCCCUGCUGGGGGGCCAGCUGUGUGGGGCCUGCGCGGAUGGGGUUCUGGAGGGCGCGGCCCCGGUGGCCGUCGGCAUGGCCGAGGUCGAGCCCCUGGCCGCGGCCACCGCCGAGCUGCUGUUCCUGUCCCGGCGGCUGGUGGCGCUGGCGCACGCGCUGGCCGACGCCCCGGUGCCCCUGGCCCCGAGGUGCAUGCUGACCGGGCCGCCAGCCGGGCAGCGGUGCUUCCUGGAUGCCGCGAGCCUGGCCGGGACGCUGGCCCGGGUGCUGGCCGCCGGCCGCGGGCCGCCCUCGGUCGGGGCCAUCUGCGCGCUGGCCGCCGGCCGGGCCUCCGGCGACCCGGAUUGCCCCGGGUGCGGGGGGUUCCUCGGCCGGUCGUCCGCCGGCGGCCGGUGCCCUGUCGGGGCCGGCCCCGGCCGGCCGGACCCCCCGGCCGGGGUCGUCCUGCUGCCCGUGCUGGACCGGCUGAUGGGGGACCUGCGCGAGCUGGCCGACCGGCUGGCCUCGGCCUCGUCAGCCUCCUCGGCCUCCUCGGCCCCCGCAUGCCCCUCGCCUUCUUCCCCCGCCGCCGCCGCCGCCGCCGCCGCCGCCUCCUCCUCGGCCACCUCGGCCACCUCCUCGCCGGCAUGGGGCCCGGGGCAGGCCGGGCCCGGCGGCCGGCCACUGGCCGACGUCGCCCGGGCCAAGGCCACCCUGCGGGCCCUGGCGGCGGUGCUCCGCCAUGGGGGCUGCCCGCCGGGGCAUGUGCGCCCGGUGCUGGCGGUGCUCAAGCGCCUGGUGCGGCCGCGGUCCGGGCACCUGCUGCCGGCGCAGGCCCCGGCCCCGGCCGCCGGGGCCGCCAUGCAUGCCCUGGUGGCCGACCUGACCGGGGUGGCCGAGCUGGCCCGGCGGGCGGUGGCCGAGCUGCCUGCCUGGCUGGUGCCGGGGCCCGGGGCGCGCCCCGGGCGAACGGCCGCCCUGCAACUGGCGCGCAGCCUCUGCCAGUCGCUGGACCCGGGCCACUGCCUGGCCGGGGUCCGGCUGGUGGAGGUGCUGCUGCCGGGGGCCGCCCGGGCGGGGGGGCUGCUGCCGGCCGGCGGGACCCGGCCCGGGGCCGGGCACGGGCUCCCGCCGCCGGACCCGGACGCCGGGCCCUUCCUCGUGUCGCUGGUGUGCAUCCUGGCCCGGGUGCUGGCCAGCCCGGUGGCGGCCCUGGCCGGCGGCGGGCCCGGGGCGCCCGGCAGCCCGGCGGUCCCCGGGGCCCGGGGCCAGCUGCAGCUGUCCCCGCGCGAGGAGGCGCACCUGGUCCUGCGAAGCCUGACCACGCACGGGCUGAACCCGCCGGCGAGGGCCGCCGCCCGGGGCCGGCGCUUUGCCUUCCGGAAUGGGCCCGGGGCCGGGGCCGAUGACGGCCCGGCCGGGGCCCGGUCGGCCGCCUCGCUGGACGCCUUCCUCGGGGGGCUGGUGGACCUGCACCCGGAGCACUGGGCCGCGGAGCUGCUGGCCGAGCCGCUGCUGGCCGGGCCGCUGCCCGGGGCCGGGCCCGGGGCCCUGUGCCGGACGACCGCCCGGCUGCUUGGCAUGCCGGUGCCGGCGCUGCUGGAGCGCCUGGCCCCGUGGCUGGUGCCGCGGCUGGUGCUCUUCGGCGAGGGGCCGGAGUCGCCUCGGGCCGCGGUGUCGGCACCGGCCUCGGGCCCGGCCACCGGGCCCGGGUCCUGGCAGGCGCACCUGCUGCCGGGCCACGCCUGGCCGGACCCGGCGCUGGCCCCGCACCCGGGGAACACCCUGCUGGCCUUUGUCCGGCUGACCGGGCGCCGGGCGGACGCCGUGUCCCAGCUGCUGGACCAGAUCGACCACCUGCUGCUGUGCUCGGUGUAUGUGUCGGCGCUGCCGGGGCUGGCGGCGGCGGCGGCGGCGGCGGGGCCGGGGCCGGGGCCGGGGCCGGCAGUGUCCGGGCCGGCCGACCCGCCGGACGCCCUGGUCUUUGACCCGUCCAGCCCGGUGGGCGUGGCGCUGUAUGGCGGCGGGGCCGGGGCCGGCGGGGACGCCGGCGGCCCGGACGGCCGCGCGGCCCUGCGCUUGGACAUGGCCCAGGUGGACGCGGUGGCGGCGCGCGCCGCGCGCGACUCCAUCAGCUCCAUCUUCCGGAUGCUUCUGGGCGCGCCGGCGGUCGGGCCGGGCCCGGCCCCGGCCCCGGCCCCGGAUGACCCCUCGGCGCCGGCCCUGGUGUGCGACCGCCGGGCCCUGUGGGUGCUGCGCACGUGCGCCCACCGGGUCCUGCUGACGGGGCUGCUGCAUCUGGGCCGGGCGGAGGCCCGGCUGGCCGAGUGCCCCGGGCCCGAGGCCGACCCGCUGGGGGUCCGGCCGCAGGCGGUGCUGGAGCAGCGCCUGGCGCUGGGGCUCCUCCGGGAGGUGGCCCGGUCGCUGCUGCCGCCGGGGGAGGAGCCCCGGCAUGCGGCCGCGCGGCCGGGCCCCGGGGCCGCUGGCCAGGGGCUGGCCCUGAUCCGGACCCUCCUCCGGCCCUUCAUGUUCCAGACCCUGCACAACAUCAAGCACCUGGUCCUGGUGGAGGGGGCCGAUGCCGGGCCGGCGGGGGAUGCCGGCAGCACGGCCCCGCCGCCGCCGCCGGCCACCAGCCUGGCCUGGCACCCGGCGCGCUUGGCCCUGGACGCCGGCCAGCGGGCGGCCUUCUUCGCCCUGGGCUGGGUCUUUGCCGUGUGCCGUGGCGAGGGGGAUGGCGGUGGUGGCGGCGGCGACACCGACAAAGACCGCGACUCGGUGGAGCUGACCCCCAGCGUGGCGGCGCACAGCCUGACGGCCCUGCGCUUUGGCCUGGCCGGGGCCGGGGCCGAUGUGGCCCUGCGCGGGGCGGCCCUCUUUGCCGCGCGGGCCCUGGCCCGGUGGUGUCGAGCCGAGCUGGAUGCCCGGGCGGCCGGGGCCGGCGGCCUGGGCCCGGCGGCGUCCGGCGGCCCGGCCGCCGGGGCCGGCGCGCUGGACCUGGCCCCCGGGCCGCUGCUGAGCUGGCUGCUGAUGCUGGCGGCGUCGGCGUCGGCGGCGGCGGCGGCGUCGGCGAGCGUGGCCGACAUGGCCGGCCCCCGGCCCCCGGGGCCGCACAGCCCCGGGCCAGCGUGCGCACGCUGGCCCUGCCUCGGCUGCCAUCGGGCCCGGCGCCUGGACGCCCUGGCCGGGGACAUGGCCCGGGCGGCCCUCCUGCGGCCGGAUGGCCGGACCCUGGACGCGCACAUGCUGCCGCUGGUGGUGGCCGUGCCGGGGGCCGCCAGCUGCCGGGGCUUUCGCCUGGCGCUGGGCCUGUGGGAGGCCGGGCUGCGUGCCCCGUGCAUCCGGUGCCUGGAGGCCGUGGCUCGGGCCGGGGGGCGGGCCGGCGCGCUGGCGCACCCGGAGGCCGGCCGCCUGGCGGCCCUGUGGGCCGACGCCGAGCUCCUGACCCCGGCCGAGGCCGAGGACCUGGCCGGGCUCCUGGCGCCCGGCGGGGCUGCCGGCCACCCGGUGGGCGAGCUCCUGCAGCGGGCGCCGCCGGCGGCCGAGCAGCCCUCCCCGGCCGGGGCCGAGGCGCCCCCUGGCGAUGGUGCGGCCGGCGCGGCGCCGGCGGCUUGCUGGCGGUGCGACCAUGCGGCCGGGCCGGGGUCGGGCCCGGGGCCGGUGGCGCUCGAGCCGCACCGGCUCCUGGCGCGGCUUUUCCCCCUGGCACGGGUGGUGGACCUGCUCCGGGGGUGUGCCCUCGGCUUGCGGUCCGGCGAUCCGGUGCUGAUGGCCGCGUGCGGGGACCGGCUCCGGCGCCUGGCGGCCGGGGCCUGGUCCACCCUGUCGCCGGUGGCCCUGGCGGGCUGCGGCCCGGCGGCCGGCGCGGCCGACGACCGGCCCGGGUCGGCCUUCGCCCAGGCCCGCGGCCAGCUGGCCGACCUGCCGCCGGCCGACCCGCGGCUCGGGGCCGCCGCGCAUGACGCCUGCCUGGCCCUGGCGGCGUGGCUGAUGUCCGGGGCGCCGGCGGCCGGGCCGGCCCCGGGGCAGCACCGGCUGCGCGCGUGCCUGGCCGUCCUCGGGUCCCUGGCCGGGGGGGACCCGGCGGGGGGCGGCCCGACGCCGGGCCCACUGGCCCCGAUGGCCAGCCUGCCCACGCGGCAGGGCUUCCACCUGGGCCUGGCGGCCUUGGACUUCGGGCCCUCGCUGGGGCUGUCCCUGGGCGAGGCCCUGGGCCAGCCGCUGGCCGGGAGUGCCGCCGGGGCCGCCGGGGCCGGGACCUCCAGCACCGGCCAGAUGACCAGCCGGAGCAUGAUGCUCGGCCUGGCCGACCGGCUGGAGCUGGCCUGGCGCCUGGUCAAUGGGCCGCUGCUGCGGCUGCUGCUGGUGGGCAGCCUCGGGGGCGGGGCCCCCGGGGCGCCGGGCGCCCCCGGCGGCCUGGUGGCCGACCUGGCGGACUCGUGCUUCGACGUGGCGGCCGGCGGCCGGGGGCCCGGCAUGCCGGCCGGCACCCCGCGCGAGGGCCUCGCCUCGGCGCAGGUGGUCGACGUGGCGUCGCUCCUCAUCCAGCAGCUCCUGCAGAAGACGUGCGGUCUGACGGCCAGCCUGGCGGCCCAGGUGCCGGAGGACGCCCCGGCGCGGGCAUUCAACAUGCACUCGGCGGCGGUGGCCGCGCUGGCCGCGCCGCCGGGGCCCGGCAGCUCCGGCGUGCCGGACAGCCUGGCCGUCGCCCUGUGGCGGCGCUUCCCGCCGGCCACGCGCCGGCAGCUGGCGCACUUCCUGGAGACCGAGCUGCGGCUGUCGCCGGCCGGGGGGGCCGGGCCCGGGGGCUCGGCCGGGCAGCAGCCGACGCAGCCGACGCAGCCGACGCAGCCGCCGGCCCCGGGGGAGGGGGCCGGGGCAUCGGCCGAUUCGCCCGGCGCCCCGGGCCCGGGCUGGCCGCCCCGGCACCGGUCCAUCAUCGACGCGCUGCAGGCCCACCUGUCGCCGGGGGAUGUCGGCCGGUCGCUCUUCAGCGAGCUGGUGGCCCUGGCCCUGGGCCCGGGCCCUGCCGCCGGGUUGGGCCCCGGGCCCGGGGCGGAUGGCGAUGCCGGGGACCGGCCGGCCGGCCGCCCGGCCGGCCGCCCGGCCAUCAAUGCCCCGCGGCUGGUGGGCGACUGGCUGCGUGGGCUGGCCCUGCGCCUGGGGCGCCUGGCGGCCGGGCUGGACUCGGCGCGGGUGGUGGCGCGCUUCGGGCCGGCGGCCGCCGACCCGGGCGACUCGGCCGCCAUGCCCAAUGGCCCGGCGCCGGUGUUUGCCUGCCUGGAGACCCUGCCCGGGGGGGAGGACGGCGCGGCCCUGGCCCGGGCCCUGCUCCCGCACCUGGUCAUCUUCCUGGUGGCCAACUGCCGGUUCCCGACCAGCACCGGCGGCGAGGCCCACCACCACCACCACCACCAGCAGCAGCAGCAGCAGCAGCAGCCGCAGCAGCCGGGGGUCUUCCACUGGGUGCACCUGGACCCGGUGGCGGCGCUGGUGGCGCACGAGCUGGCCGCGCCGUUGGUCCUGGCGGCCGAGCUGGCCAGCGACCGGACCGCGCCGCGGGUGCUGGCCGCGGCCGCGCACCUGGCCGCCCUGGAGGCCACGCUGCUGGUGGAGGCGGUCCGGCGGUGGGCCGUGGCCCGGGCCCGGGUGGCCUCCGGCACGCGGGCCGACAUGCAGCUGCACAUGCGCCAGCUCCUGCUGUCGGCCGAGUGCUGGCCUCGGCUGCCCUUCGGCCCGGUGCCGCGCACCCCGGUGGACCUCUUCCUGAUGGCCAAUCCCCAGCCGCCGGCCGAGGUGGAAACCGCGGCCGGGCCGGCCGCCGCCCGGCCCUCGGCCGCCGGGCUCAAGCUGGAGGGCGUGCGCGGCCAUGUGGCCGUGUGCCGGCUGCUGGCAUUCACCGACCUGCAAGUGCCGCCGGCCCUGCAGGCGGCCGUCCUGUGGCAGGCCCUUCGCCAGGACGCCCCGGGGCCGGUGGCCCCGGCCCGGCCGCCGGUUGUCCACUGCCCGGAGGCCGUGGCCAAUGAGCAUGCGGCCGCCUUGCGGCCAUUGCUGGGGCCCGGCGGGCCGGACCCGGCGGCUCCCGGGCCGGCCCGGCAGGCGGCCCUGUCGCCCGGGGCCCGGGCCCUCGGGGCGGCCGUGCUGGAGCGCCUGGCCGGCGAUGCGCGCCGCGCGUUGGGCCCCCUGCGAGCCCUGGCCCCGGCGCUGCUGGCCCUGCACCAGGCCGGGGCCGAGCCCACCCCCGGCGCCCUGGCGGCCCUGGUCCCGGGCAAUGCCCCGACCGUGGAGGACCAGCCGCCGGUGGGGUUCUUCCCCGGCAGCUUGCCCUUCUUCCUGGGCUGGAGCCCGGCCGUGUGCGAGUGCCUGGGGGCCGCGGCCGGCGUGGCCGCGGCCGAUGGCCUGGACGCCAGCCCGGCCGACGACCCAUGCGCCCUGGUGGCCGGGGUGGCGGCAUGCCGGGUGCCGGCGCUCCUGGCCGCGGCCGACCUCUUCGCCGACAUGGCGGCCGGCUCGGCGGCCGACGCCCCGGGGCCCGGCCCGGAGCCGGACCUCUCGGCCCUCGGGCCGCUGGAAGCCCAGACACUGGCCCUGGCCAUGGGGGCGGCCGGGCCCGGCGGGGCGGCCGAGGGGCCCGCCGGCCACCGGGCCCCGGGCCCGGACUUGGACCUCCUUCGUGGCCAGCUCCGCGCGCUGGAGGCCUGGGCCCGGCGGGAUGACAUGCUGGCCGCCGAGGAGGCCGAGCUGGCAGGGCAGCUGGCCGGGUCCGGCGGCCUGGCGGCCGCGCACUUGCGCCUGGCCCUGGCAGCCGGCGACGCCACCGAGGUCCUGGCCGCGGCUGGGGCCCCUGCCGGCCCGGCGGCCGGGCUGGCUGCCCCCUCGCGGGCAGGGCCGCCCCUGCCGGGGGCCGAUGUUCGGGCCCUGGCCGCCUCGGCGGCCCUGCGCCUGGGCCAGUGGGACAUGGCGGCCGGGCUGGCAUGCCACCCGGGCCCCGACAGCAGCCCGCCGGCCCCGGGCCCCGGGCCGCGCAUGAACCCGGCGCUGGAGCGCCUGCUCCGGGUGCUGCCGGCCGGGCCCGGGGACUUGGCCGGGCUGGCGCGCCUGGACCAGCAUCUGGCCCGGCCGCUGGUGGCCUGGCGCGAUGGCGGGCCCCCGGCGCCGGACCCAGCCGGGGCCAGUGCCCUGGCGGUGGCGUGUCGCUUUGCCCGGGCCCCGGGCAGCAUGGGCCCCGGGCUGGCGCCGGAGCUGGCCCGGCUGACGCUCUUCGCCGAUGUGGACCUGCUGGCGGGCGGCCUGCCGGGGCUGGCGGCCCGGGCCGAUGCGCCGGCCGCCGACCCGGGCCCCGGGCAGCGGGACACACGCGGCCCGGAGGCGGCCCGCCUGCGCCGGGCCCUGGUGACCGCCGAGCGGGACACCCAGCUGCUGGAUGCCAUGACGGCGCGGCUGCUGGGGCGCCCGGCGCCGGGCCACGCCGGGGCCUUCAGCCUGUCGGCGGCCCAGUGCCAGGGCGACUGCCAGGGCGGCACGGACUGGCCCUCGGCGCGCGGGUGCCAGUGCGCCCCCGGGCGGUCGGCCCUCACCGGCGGCGGGCUGUCGGUGGUGGCCGCCGCGCGGCUGGCCAACGGGGCCCCGCCCGGCGGCCGGGGGCCCGCCUCGGCCCGGCGCCUGGCCGACCGGGCCGACACCGCGGACCUGGUGCUCAGCCUGCAGGAGGCCAUGCUGGGGCGGCUGGCGGCCGGGGCGGCCGGCCGCGCGGCCGACCUCCUCGGCGCCGGGUCGCCCGGGGCCCGGGGCGCCGGGGCUCUGGUCCGCGCGGCGGCCGCCGCCCGGCGCCAGCACCGGUCCAAUGCCCUGUGGCGAUGCCUGGCCCUGGUGGCCCGCGGCCAGGGGGUCCCGGCCCUGGCCCGGGCGGCCCUGCUCCGGGUGUCGCCCCUGCCGGGGCUCGCCGGGCCGGGGAUGGCCGCCGCGCUGCAGGCCCUCCGGGCCCCGAGCCGCGCCGGGCCCGGGCUCCAUGCCCUGGUGGCCGAUUGGCCCGGGCGUCUGGAGGCCUUGCGCCUGGCCGACCGCCUGGCCACGGCCUUCUGCCUGGGCGAGCGGCCGGGCGAUCUGGACCGGCUGCCGCUGCCCGCCGGGCCGGCCACCGACCCGGCCACCGGCCACGAGUACCCGGAGUAUGUGCUGCUCCGCCGGAGCCUGGCCAUCGCGUGGCUCGUGUCGGCCGGGGCCGGGGCCGGGGCCGAAACCCGGGCCGCCGUCGGCCGGCCCGGCCCCGAGUCCGACUCCUCGGCCUCCGUGGAGCAUGCCUUCUCGCGAGCGCUGGACUUCAUUCGCGAGGCCGAUGGGCCCCGCGCCCACCAAUGGGCACACUACCACUAUGGGCGCUUUUGCGAUGGGAUGCUGGCCGCGGCGGCCGAGCAGUACCGGCUGGCCGCCGCGGCGGUGCCCCCGACGCCGACCGUGCCCUCGGCGCAGCCGGCCCGCACGCGCGACCCGCACGAGCUCCUGCGCUUCGAGGAGCAGAUCCAAGCCCGGGCGGUGGCCCUGGCGGCGGCCUUCGGGGCCGGGCGCGUGGCGGCCAGCUGGCUGCACAAGGCCGCGCACCACUACCUGCGGGCGCUGCAAAGCCGCGGCCCGGGGCCCGGCCCGGGGCAUGGCCCGCAUGCCGGCGGGUCCCAUGUCGCCGGGCUGGCCCUCCCCCGGCUGCUGACCCUCUGGCUGUCGACGUGCGCCACGCUGGCCCCCCUGCCGGCGACCAACGCCCUGUCGGUGUCCAACUCGCUGGGCUCGGCGGCCACGGCCGGCGUGCACUUCUCGGACCGCGUGCUGCUGGCCUCGGAGCACCUGAGCACCGACAUCCUGACGGCCGUGGCGCAGACCCCCUUCCCGGCGCCGCCGCCGCCCUCCCUGGGACAGGGGUUCGAGCCGCCGCCGGCGCACCUGUACCGCACGUGUGCCGACCUCACGGCCACCAUCAGCCUUGGCCUGGCGGGCGUCAGCCUGUCGGAGAUGCUCGUGGUAUUCCCCCACCUGCUGGUGGGCUACCGAAGGGUGUUCGAUGUGGCCGCGCGCAAGGCCUUCGUCACCCUCAUCAGCACGGUGGCCGUGCACUUCCCCGGGCAUGCCCUGUGGAAGAUGAUCGGCCUGCCGGCGAUGGCCCCCUGGCGGCCGACCCUCCUGUCCCAGACGCUGGAGCUGGCCCGAAGCGUGGAAUUGAGCGCCGGCGGCCGGGCCGGCACGCGGCGUGCGGCGGCCCCCCCGCCGGCCCCGGGCUCCCCGGCCUCCAGCCAGGACAUCGAGUCCACCAUCCGGCAGAUCCUCCUGCUGUCGGACUUCCUGGAGGCGCACACGGCCUCCGACCCGAAGGACCGGGCCCCCGGCAUGGCGACCACCCUGCCGGGGGUGCCGACCCGCGGGCCGGUCGUGAACAAUGUCACCGUCCCGGUGCGGGCCUUCAUCCAGGCCUCCUUCGAUGCGGCGGACCCGGCGGCCGCCGCGCACUUCGGCCUCGGCAUCGACCCGCACAUCGGCUUCCUGGGGCUGAGCCAGCACCAUGCCGGGCCGGAGGCCGGGCACUUUGGCCGCGCGGCCGCCGCCCAUGCCACCCGCGCCCCGACCAUUUCCGCGAUUCUCCCCUCGAUUGAGGUGCUCAAGUCGCUGCAGCGCCCGGUGCGCCGGAACCUCGAGGGCACCGACGGCCGGGUGUACUCGGUGCUGAUCAAGUGCGAGCAUGGCGAAGUCCGGCGCGAUGUCGGGGCCAACUCCGUGCAUGACGUGGUGAACUCCCUGCUGGCCGGGCAGGACCGGCACAGCCUCCUCCACUCGGCCGGCACCGGGGGGCAGGGCCCAUGUGCCGGGCCGGCGGCCGGCGCAUGUGCCACACUGCGCCCCUCCACCGACCCCCUCGGUGGCCAGUGCACCUGCCCGGCCGGCACCCGGAUCCGCACCUUCGCCGUGACGCCCCUCAGUGCCAAUGUCGCCAUCUUCGAGUGGAUCGACAAGACCAGCACCAUCAUGAAGGAGAUCGAGUCGAUCGUCACUUCGCCGGCCAGCUGGUCCAUGCUGUCGCGGCCGAAGCCGUCUGCCCUGAAGACCGUGCACAACUUCGAGGAGCUGAGCCACAUCGAUGUUCCCUUCCACCGGUGGUUUGCGGCCCGCAGCCCGACCGCGCGCGCGUGGCUCCUCGCCCGCCGGCGCUUCUCCUCCUCGCUGGCCGUGAUGUCGGUGGUGGGCUUCCUGCUGGGCCUGGGCGACCGGCACCUGGACAACAUCCUCAUCGACACGGAGUCCUUCCAGGUGGUGCAUGUGGACUUCAACUGCAUCUUCGAGAAGGGCCUCUUCCUGCAGGUGCCGGAGACGGUCCCCUUCCGCCUGACUCGGGCUCUUCUCGACGCGCUGGGGGUCAUUUCACUGGGGCCGCUGGACCGGCGGGCUCUCGACAGCACCCAGGCGCGCCGGCAAUCGGCCAGUGCCCUGCUGGCCCGUGGCAAGUCCAUCACCCGAUCCGUGUCGGGCGGCUCCGGCGCCGGGCCCCUGGCCCCCGUGGCCACCGGGCUGCUGUACUCCGACGAGGAGGAGGACCUGCUGCUGGGCCCCCCGGUCGGGGGGUCCGGCGGGUCGUCCGACCUCGGCGGAUCGAUCGUCAUCGCCGAUGGCCCGGCCGGCCGGUCGGUCCUGCGUGCGGCGCCCGGGCCCGGGGCCACCAGCCCGGCCGCCACCGUCAAGCCCCUGGGCCCUGCGCGGGUGGAAGCCCUGGAGGACGCCAUCCUGGCCACCAACGUGGCGGCCAGCCACUUUGGCCGGGUGUGUGCCACGGUGCUGGGGGUCCUGCGCCAGCAGGCGCACAUGCUGGAUGGUGUGCUGGAAAUCGUGUGCCCGGAUGUGCUGGAGCCCAAUGAGCUCAGCAUGCCGCUGCUGCACACGGUCCUCGGGCGCAUCCGCGUCAAGCUGGCCGGCCGGCUGGCCUGCAUGCGGGUGUCCCAGCGCGCGGACCAGGGCGGCACUCGCCUCGACGAGAGCCUCAACCCCCUGCGGAGCAUCGACCGGCAGGCGGCGCGCUUCGAUGCGGAGCGCCGCGCGGCCGCUCGGCGCUUCGAGCUCCCGGAGGAGCUGGCCGUCGAGCAGCAGGUGUACGAGCUCCUGUCCGAGGCCACGGCCCGGGCCAAUCUCCGGCUCAUGUUCUAUGGCUGGCGCUCGUACCUGUGAGGGGCCGGGCCCCUCCGCUUGCCCGGCUGCCCUGUGCCAAUACACCCCUGCUUCUCUGGG
Molecule: messenger RNA, 14871 nt
Organism: Fonticula alba
Lineage: Eukaryota; Rotosphaerida; Fonticulaceae
Exons: 12
Coding region: 1-14811 (4936 amino acids)
Cellular component (GO): nucleus
Molecular function (GO): kinase activity; protein binding
Source: RefSeq, a predicted model, not a curated record